CGUUUCGCAUGGACAAAUAUAUAUUUUUCGUUUUUUCUGCAUGUGGUGCCAAUGAGACAGACAUCACACACUACAGCAACUGUAAACAAAUCAAAACUCUUAUUUGUAUACUUUGUUCUUUGUCUUCACACAUUGAUCUUAGACAUUUCCGUUUUGUGGUUUUAUUUUUGUGGUUUAUAUGUGGUUCAGCAGACGAGACGAGCAGAGCGACGACAUACCAAGAACUACACAGGAAGAACGUUCAUUACUACCAGUUUACUAGUGAUAGACUGUCAAAGACCCGAAAUGUCUAAUGAUAUCUAUCGCAAUGAGCACAAGAUUGAUGUUUAGGGAAUGGACAGUGAGAGGGUGGAGAUGCCGGUAGAGAUCUAUGAGACUGGAGAUGACUUCAGGACACAAACAGACUCCAAUACAAACAGACAACAACCACUUCAGUGUUCCGGAAGUGAGCAUGUGAGGAACAGAAGUCACAGAUCAGUUCUAUUGUGUUUGGUGCUGUUGUGUGCUCUUCUGACAGUCAUAGUGCUGUUUGUCCGGAUCAACAGAAACAACCAUCGGCGUCACAUCAAGAGCAAAAUUCUCUUAGAAGAGAAAGACCAGCUACUAACCAAAUAUACCAACAUCACAGAAGAGAGAGACCAGCUACUAACCAAACAUAUAAACAUCACAGAAGAGAGAGACCAGCUACUAACCAAACAUAUAAACCUAUCUAAAGAGAAAAAACAACUAUUAACCAAAUAUAUAAACCUAUCUAAAGAGAAAAAACAACUAUUAACCAAAUAUACCAACAUCACAGAAGAGAGAGACCAGCUACUAACCAAGUAUAUAAACCUAUCUAAAGAGAAAAAACAACUAUUAACCAAAUAUACCAACAUCACAGAAGAAACAGCAGAAUUAAGAGUCAAGUACAAUAAUGUUACUAAACUAAGUGAACAGCAGAAUCAGGAGAAAAAUGAGCUGUGGGCACAUCUUCAUGAUGGAUGGAUUUACUAUGAAUUCAGUCUGUACUUCAUUUCAUCUGAGAAGAAGAACUGGACUGAGAGCAGAAGAUACUGUAGAGUGAGAGGAGCAGAUCUGAUCAUCAUUAACAACAAAGAGGAACAAGAGUUUGUUCUCAAUGUUACUGGCGGUGAAGAAGCCUGGAUUGGUUUGUCUGACAGUGAUGAGGAGGGCAGAUGGGAAUGGGUUGAUGGCAGCACACUGACCUAUAGCUUCUGGGGGCUUCGAGAACCCAACGGCGGAACAAGAGAGAACUGUGUUGAGUCUUAUAGAUCAGGGUGGAACGAUAAUUCAUGUAAUAAAAUUAAAAAAUGGAUCUGUGAGAGAAACAUAUUUUAAUGAGCUGUUAAAAGUUCAUUCAGUAAAUUAUGAACACCAAGGGACCUUUAUGCAUGAACAUUAGGAUUAUAAAGUCUUUUUAGACAGCAAAACAUCUAUUUAUUAAUUUCAUUCACUUUUUUGUGGACUUGCAUCAUCACUGUAAAAACAAUCCCGUAAAAAAUGGAUAAAGUACUGGCAGAAAAUUACCAGUACAUUUUACUUGCUAAAAUGUAAUUUAAUGCAGUGCAAAAUGUAAAAGACAUGUAAAACAACUGUAAAAAAUAAAUACGGAAAAUUCCUUCAUAUUAAUAAAGUAUAUUGUGCCCUACUUUUACAGAUUGUUUUUAGAGUGCACUUCAUAUGCAUCUCUAAACUUUUCGUGCAUUUCUUGGAAGUCACAUGAUCUUAGACAUGGAUGUGGUUUCAUUUUGCUAAAAUGAAAAAAAAAACUAGCAAAGCAGCCAACUAAAACAGAACUAUAAUGAUUGUUUUGGUU
Messenger RNA from Triplophysa rosa, 1816 nucleotides. RefSeq names its product C-type lectin domain family 4 member M-like. The record is from RefSeq and is a predicted model, not a curated record. Lineage: Eukaryota; Metazoa; Chordata; Actinopteri; Cypriniformes; Nemacheilidae. The transcript is spliced from 5 exons. The coding region runs from base 334 to 1338 and encodes 334 amino acids.